AGGGGACUGGAGGUGAGAGCUGUGGAAUUAGCCGCCCAAAGCGCGGGCACCGUUCUAGGUGCUGGGCGUGGCGCCCUUGGUGCAGUAUGCCGGCGAGUUGCUCCGCGCACCCCUUGUGCGCUGCUGCGGUGCUGAAGACGAGGACCGAGAGGCGCGGGUGAGUCCUGCUCCUGAAGAAGCUCUCGGCGUGGAACUGUUCGGCUGGGCCCGAAGGUGUUGAGGCGGUGCUCAAGAGAUCGCUUGGGCGGCGGGCAUUCCGUUUCUAAUGUAUGACCAGCGGGCGUGGGCCGACUCCGUCGCCCGGCGCCGAGAACUCGCGCAGCGCUCACUCUGCGCGCCAGGCGCAGCCCUGCGGUCUUUGCCGCGCCACCGUCCGCUGCGCCGAUCAAUAUCGACCGCGGCAGCCCGCCCAGGGCCCCGCAGGCAGUGUCUAGCCAGCUUUGUGUGCGCCGCCGUUCUCCUUAUCCGCUGGGCCGUCCGCGAAAGCCAGGCGGACGGGCUUGGCGAUGCGCGCGAGAGCUCUACUCCGCCAGACUUCGACCAGGGGUGUGUGGGUAGCGCCCCUUACGCGCCUGCGACGGCUCGUCGGCGGGGCACCGUACUUACACCCUCGCCCCAGCCUUUUUUACCUGUAGAGGAGGAGGUUGUCCUCGCUGCGUGGCUCGAAUGGUAA
Messenger RNA from Amoebophrya sp. A120, 673 nucleotides. The record is from the annotation of a GenBank genome assembly. Lineage: Eukaryota; Dinophyceae; Syndiniales; Amoebophryaceae.